UAUAAGGUGGUGAACUAAAAGAUUCUACUUCAACUUUCUAAUUAAUAGGAAGCUGAUUUCAAGGUAUUUAUUAGUUAAAUAUUUUAUAUAUAUUAGCCAUGAUAUAAUGAUCAACUAAAGAAGAAUUACCAGAUAGGAAUUACCAGAUAGAGAAUCUUCAAUAUGUUCUCCACUUCAAUAUGUGUUGCUUUAUGGAAGGCAAUACGAGGUAUGGUAAAAGUUUAGUUAUUGAGGAUUGAUAGACCCUUAUGCUUAAAUGAUUAAGAGGCUAGAAUACUUGCCCUCGUUAUUUGCAUAAUUGAUUUUCAGGUUUUAACCCCUUGAAAUUUCUUUUGUAAUAUACUUUCUCCAAAAGCUUCUUAACCUUCUCCAUUCUCCUUGAAGGUGCUUACACGAUUUUAAUUAGGUAAUUUCAGGUCCAAAUUCAAAUUUAUACUAAUAGUAGAGGCUUAUUUUCAAAAGGAAUACCAAAGAUACACCAAAGAUUUUCCAUUCUCCAGAUUGUUUCUAUAACGCUGAAGUAUUGGUGGACACCAAAUUUCUCUCACUACCUAAUCGUUAAGAGCCCUUCCUACCCAAUUACCCAUUCACUGAAGAGAGAGAAACAGAGAGGAGGGAAGGAUGUCUGCUGCAUCACUGUGUUCUUCAACUCAGAUCAAUGGACUUGGUGGGGGUCUCAGGCUUCAAAGAACCAAUCUUUCUCAACCCAAGUCGAUUACUAUUGCCUCCAGGAGAAAAAUAUGUACUGUGGUGAAGGCUUCAGCUCGUGUUGAUAAGUUCUCAAAAAGUGAUAUCAUUGUCUCUCCAUCUAUUCUUUCUGCUAAUUUUGCAAAGUUGGGGGAGCAGGUAAAAGCAGUUGAGUUGGCAGGUUGUGAUUGGAUCCAUGUUGAUGUUAUGGAUGGUCGUUUUGUUCCAAACAUCACAAUUGGACCUCUUGUGGUUGAUGCGUUGCGCCCUGUAACAGAUCUUCCUCUGGAUGUGCAUUUGAUGAUUGUCGAACCAGAGCAGCGAAUCACAGAUUUUAUCAAGGCUGGAGCAGACAUAGUCAGUGUUCAUUGUGAGCAAUCAUCCACCAUCCAUUUGCACCGUACAAUUAAUGAGAUAAAAAAUCUGGGUGCUAAAGCUGGAGUCGUCUUAAACCCUGCUACACCAUUGACUGCAAUAGAGUAUGUGCUUGAUGUGGUUGAUCUGGUAUUGAUUAUGUCGGUGAACCCUGGUUUUGGGGGGCAGAGCUUUAUUGAGAGCCAAGUAAAGAAAAUCUCUGAUUUAAGAAGAUUAUGUGCAGAGAAGGGAGUAAACCCAUGGAUUGAAGUUGAUGGUGGAGUUGGUCCAAAAAAUGCUUACAAGGUUAUUGAGGCUGGAGCUAAUGCUCUCGUUGCUGGUUCAGCUGUCUUUGGAGCUAAAGAUUAUGGUGAAGCUAUUAGAGGAAUCAAAACCAGCAAAAGGCCAGUAGCAGUUGCUGUGUGAUUGACAACCAUCGGAUAUCAGAUCUAAAUACAAACCAUGAAAUAAUAGCGACAAAUGGAUAAGCAGUGUGCUGCUGCCUUCAUAUUGUUGUCAGAUCUACUUGCAGUAUCAGAUAACUGGAUAAAUAAUCUAAUGAAGGCAGCGGUAGGACAGUGAGUGAAGCUUACUUUGUGUACUAUUUGCAAUUUAGGAAUUGAGUGAUUCACAUCUAUCAAAAUCUCCAUCAGUUUCUUUUUAAUAAAGCAGUCCUUUCACCUUUGUUGUUGAUGCUUCAAAAUUUAUUUUGCUAGUUUUCUCCAUGGACGUCAAGGUUCCAUGACAUUGACUUUGAAUCAAUGUUUUGUAGUUAGUGGAUGGGCUAAACUCCGUAUUUGAAUU
Messenger RNA from Rubroshorea leprosula, 1845 nucleotides. Lineage: Eukaryota; Viridiplantae; Streptophyta; Magnoliopsida; Malvales; Dipterocarpaceae. The record is from the annotation of a GenBank genome assembly.